Molecule: messenger RNA, 1243 nt
Organism: Amoebophrya sp. A25
Lineage: Eukaryota; Dinophyceae; Syndiniales; Amoebophryaceae
Source: the annotation of a GenBank genome assembly
CGAUUCGCAACUGGUGCCAGUGUUCGUGGAGGAGUCUUCUUCGCCAAGUUCGCCACGACUAGGCUCUUCGAGUGGAGGAGGCGUUCAAUCGUCGCAAGCAGGCAGCAGUGCCCAGCCAAGCUUGUUGACGUCCUUGACCAAGCAGCUCAUGCAAGUUCGUUCGUUUCCCUACGAAUCUGGAGGAGAAGACGAGAACAAGGGAGUCGAAGUAGAACGAACACGCAGUAAGGGCGCGGUGAAUGGUCUAGACUUGCUGCGACACACGUGCAUUGUAAGUCGGCGAAACUUGAAGAAAAUGGAGAAAAACGCCCUCAAUUUCAGUAGAAGUACGACAACUCGAAGUGGAUUCACUGCUUCAGCCUUCAAACGACCUACAGAAACUCCAACAGCGUCUUCCUUCAUGACGUGUCGUCUCGGCCGCAGUACUCAAGAUACUAGCAGGACAGCGACAAUUUGUGCUCCAGUAACGACAAGUAAUAUCAAAACUGGUAAUGCAUGUUGUACUGGGCGCGGUGCCGCAGAUGAGUCAUCUUCCCUGUCGCAGCUGACACGGGAAGCCCUUGCGAAGCAUGACUCUAACUUCCAAGACGGCGGAGCAGGUGCGGGUCGCCCUGCGGGCCCUUGGACCACGCAGCCUGGCUCGGUCGGCUCAACGAUGCCCAACGCCACUUGUUCUGUGUCGGCAACUGAGUCUCCUCUCUACUCCAAGCUCGUUGAACUUUCCGGUGCAGACGGAUUGCUUUCGUGUUCGUUGGAAGCCUAUAAGAUCGCAGAGGAUCCAGCUAGCUACAAGGAGUGGGAAACGCUGGAAAAAGCCGGUGUGAUGAUGGCCGUGGCGCAGAUGGAGUGGCAGGCACCGAGUCGCAACUUCUUCGAGGACGCACAGGUGUACUUCUUCAACAAGUACCACAAACAUCACGAUGAACCGCGGACAACAUAUUCCAGUAGUAAACGGGAACAACACCAAGCAGCAACAUCAAGUAGUUGUAGACGGGGUCGUGUCAAGAACAACCGUGGAGCACGCGGAGGUGGAUCUCAAAACGACCACGUCGUCGCAGAGGAUCAUGGUAACCAAAUGUCAUUGUCCAGCGCAGGCUACGAAGACAACGUCCUAUCGCCAAAAGGCGUGAAGCUGAAAGCCUACUGCGUGAGUGCCGUUUAUCCACCAAUUUUCGCGUAUCGUGGGGAUCUUUUGUGCGCCUCCUAUGCAGGCAUCUUCUCUUUCGGGAGAGUGGUUCAGUGA